AUGCCCGAGUAUAUCCAAGAGGUCAGUAAGGCCUUCCCGGGUGUUCUGGAUGCCAUGGAGGGAAUACGCAAUCUCGGUUGCAUCAAUGGAACCGCCCUCCUGUCAACCUCGUUUAAGGCCGACACGGUCGGGGGCGACCGCCGGCCCAAGGUCAUGGACUGGGCCAUCCAUGGCGGCCAACCUGGGGGCGGCAUGGAGUCUCGAAUCGGACGUGGGAGCGAUCCCAUCUUUCUGCACGUGCACUUGAAGAAGCACCUUCGCUGGCAGUGUCGCGAGAAAAGUCCCUUCCUCUCGGCGACCCACUCACGGGGCAAGCCCUAUCGCAUCGCCUCGCUCUACGAACACAAGGGCUACGAGAACAUCCAUAUCAUCGAGUUUCGUCUGAAGAAGGACGACCGGCACUACCUCGACGACGAGUUUCUCAUCGAGCACUCGAUACCGGCGGAGAGUACCAUCUGUCGCUACAGCUGGAAGGACGACAAGACGGUGCUUGAUCGCCGCGGCGACAUAGCGACAGGAGCAGUCGCAGAGUUGGCCGAAAGGGUCAAGGACCGGCGCGCGGCUAAGGAGCGCGAGCUCGAUGACGGCGGCGAUGGCAACAGAAAUGGCGAGCCUGAGACUCGGACUUUCGCUCGCAAGGUUGGCAAGAGGUUCAAGAUCGGCCCGAAGAUGGGUCCCAACUUGGGCACUUGAGAAGCUGAUGACCGAGCCCUUUGACCAUAGUUUUGAUUCGCAGGUGGUGCAGUUCGAAUCUAGUAUUGGUCGUUGGUAGUUACAAGACGGCUUUGCAGUGCCGCGAACGUCAACUCGGUAUCCUCUCUGCGAAAGCCCUCUCGAUACCAACAGUGCAAUGACU
This is a messenger RNA of Truncatella angustata, 856 nucleotides long. RefSeq lists its product as uncharacterized. Bases 1 to 693 code for a protein of 230 amino acids. The record is from RefSeq and is a predicted model, not a curated record. The transcript has 2 exons. NCBI's taxonomy places the organism in Eukaryota, Fungi, Ascomycota, Sordariomycetes, Amphisphaeriales, Sporocadaceae.